CGCUUUCAGUCUUUCCGAGUCUCGAUCGCGCGUGGGUCGCGUGCGCGUCGCUUAAUUUCCGCGCGUUUACGCGUCCUUUAUCUCCGCACGCGUUUUCUUCGCGCGUUGUCCAUCGAGUUCUGCUACGCUUAUAGUUUAUCCAAUUCCGAAAAAGUUUUACAUUAAAUUUAUUCCAAGUUUUUUUUCCACAAGUUUACGAAGAAAGAGUGCAGUUUUCUCCUUUUUAUUUAUUUUUUUUUUUUUCAUUAACGUAGUGCGCGCGCCAUGUGACUACGCACAAAUUAUCAUAUUUCCAAGGAAUAGAAAGAGAGAAAAGAGAAGGGGAAAAAAAAAUAAAGGAGAGGUAGGAAAAAUAAUCUUACUUCCCUUGGCAAAUCUUUUCAUUUUCUUCUAAUCCCCUUUUCCCUCCAUCCCCCGUAGCCCUUCUCUCUUCCUUUCAAAAGUUUAGCGUCACUUCUUCGAACGGUCGCUUUUGUGUUUCACGCGACGCGAGACCACGUGAUUUCGAGCGUUCCUUCUAAUCUUUUCUUCUUCUUCUUCUUCUUAUUCCUCUUUCUCCUCCUUCUCCUUCUCCUUCUUCUUCUUUUCUUCCUCCCCUUCUUUUCCACCAUUAGAACGAUCUUAGCUCAAGGCGAUGCGCUUUGGAGCACGAGAUGGAUAGUACGAUACGGUGUGUCAGAUAAGCCCGAAGCAAGUUUUUUUGACAGAAGAAACGAAGUAAGAAAGAGAUAGAUGGAUAGAUAGAGUGCCAAGUUUUAGACGAGUUUUCCUAAGAGUUUUUCAACGGUCGUGCUUUUUGGUGUCUCGCAGCUGGUGCGCGUGGAGCGUUGUUCCUUGUGAACAAGGAAGAAAGAAGAAAAAAGGAAGAAAAAGAGUGAGAAAGAGAGAGAGAGACAGAGAGAGGGAGAGAAAGAUAGAGAGGAAAAGGGAGAUAUAUAAAGAAAGAGGGAGAGAACGAAGGGAAGGAAGAAAGAAAGAAAGAAAGAAAGAAAGAAAGAGAGAGAGAGAGAGAGAGAGAGAGAAGAGGUCAAAGGAUACCAAACUUUUUCUCCGGGAUUCUUUAUAUUCUUUCAAGGUGAGUGUUCCACCAUGAUAUUUUCCAGUGAUUUUAACGAUCUCGCAAAAGUGGAGACCUUGAUUUCGUUGAAACGAUAUUUAACGAUACUAAAUAAAGAGUUAGACGAGAGAAGAAGACUGAUAAAUGAAGGAUAGAAAGGAGAAAGAAGAAAGAAGAAGCCGAGAGAAGUCACCUUGUAUGGAACUCUAACCAACACGCGGCCUGAAACUGAAAGCGUGACUUAUGAACGCCAACCGAGAUAAAGGAUCUUGAUACGAAUUUGUUGGAGCUUGGCUUUUACGUACUCACGUCAGAACUCAAAUCAUCACGGAACAUAUGUUAAAGAGUCCGAAAAUUACGAGAACUGAAAAUAAUCUACCGUCGAUAUUUACUCGGCGAUAUAGGACACCGUAACAUUGUCGUGUUAUCAAAAGGAAGCGAUGAAUGGUAGAAUUCGAAGUGAGGGAGAAAGAAACGGCAAGGUAACGCAGAGAACAAGAGGAAAAGAAAUAGAGUGGAACAAACCCGGCAGUGAUGCUUCUACCCGCCCACGUAAAGACAUCGACAACAUUUACGACGAAGGUUUGGAACCUUGGACGGCUGGUAUCAAGAGCGACACAUUGAUGCACCGACUAUCGAUUCGUGGCAGCACCAACGGUGAGGAGACAGCGACCCGCUGGCAAGGAAAUUUCGAUAGACAAAUCCCCAGGAUGGAGCUGACAACGGCGAGAUUGUUACUCUGCUUAAUUCUGACAAUGAUGGCCAUGUGCCGAGGACAAGAUGUCGCCCAAGACUGGAUGCAGUGCACUGCGUCGUCGUGUAAAUGCAAAUGGGUGUCCGGUAAGAAAACGGCCGAGUGCAUGAGGCAGAAUCUAACGCAAGUACCGCAAAACUUGUCAUCGGAGAUCCAGAGUCUAGAUCUUACUGGGAAUCGAAUACCCCACUUGAUCGAAGACAUCUUCAAACUGAACAAUCUCGUGAAUCUUCACAAAUUGGUACUGCGCGAGUGUGGCAUCGAGACGGUGCAUCCAAAGUCGUUCAGAGCACUGAAGAUCAUAAUCGAGAUCGAUCUCUCAGCUAACAACAUUAGAACUCUCCAUCCUGGUACUUUUGUUGAGACCCUACGACUCAGAGUGCUACUCUUGAAUCAAAAUAAACUGAGGGCCCUAGAGGAUGGUUUGUUCUUCAACUUGACCUUCUUGCAGAAGGUUGAGGUAUCCGAUAAUAAAUUGGAAAGAAUCGAGGAAAAGACAUUUCGCAAUUUACCUGGUCUACAGUCCCUCACUUUAGACGGCAAUAAUCUGAGCGUACUUAAGCUUCACAGUUUCGAGAAUCUACCAAAAUUGAACAGUCUCGAGCUUCAGAAUAAUCCUUGGAACUGUAACUGCCGACUCAAGAGAUUUCGCGAUUGGACGAUAGAACGAAAAUUGUACACGAAGCCUAACACUUGCCAACAACCAGCCAAUCUUGCUGGGAAGAUGUGGGACGAGGUUAGUAGCGAUGACUUUGCUUGUCGCCCAGAAAUCUUUGUGAUAGGACCAGCAGGAAAACUCGAGAUCGGCCAAGGAGAUGCGAAACUCUGGUGCAGAGCCACGGGCAUUCCUCGACCUCAGCUCGUCUGGGUGCAUCGAUCGAAAGUGUUGAACAAUCAAAGCAGACGACAUAAUGGAGAACGUGGUUAUAUUAUCGAGUCCAGUAACGAUUGGUUGAAUCUAACUAUCCCUGAUGUCGGUCCAUCCGACAAAGGUGAUUACGUUUGCCUUGCGAAGAAUCCAGGUGGUAGCGUAGAGAAGAAUGUAACUCUGAGCGUCGUGGGCGACCCUAUCAGUGGUAGGGAUAGUACGAUUAGUCUACCUUUGGCUAUCGGACUCGGUAUUGCUGCCCUUCUACUUCUCCUCGUCACGGUGACGCUCUGUACUUGCUACUGUCGACGUCGUCGAGAUCAUCAUGAUGAGAAAGGCUUGGAAGCAGUAUCUCUAGAACAUCAUAGUCUAGGCGAACAAGAGAAGUCUUUGAUCACGACCAUAAACACCAGCUCGGUUAAAACAGCCAGGCGAUAUGAGGCACCCUCCGUGACAUCGCACGGCACCGAAAUGACGGAGCUGAAUCGAACCCUUCUCGACAACGACUCGGUCUUCGCUGACGGUGUGGUCGGUAGCGGCGUAAUCGGCAACGUGGUCGGCGGAGGAUUGGACGAGGAAAGAGAGGAGGGUCCCAGGACGACAGAAUUCGAUAAUGGGGGUGCAGGUGGAACUUUGAGCCGUGUCGGAAGUGGUACUUACCGACAAUAUCCACCAGACCUGUUGGCCUUCUCUGGUGGUCGUGGAGCUUCGCCAACCAGUCAGGCUUCUACAGCGCCAGACAACACUCGUCUUCCUAGUCAGCAACAUCAACCUCAGCAACAGCAACAACAACAGCAGCAUCAGCAACGACAGCAUUCGACCUCGAGUCCGACGUCUUUGGGCUAUAACUCACCACCCGGACAAUAUCCUGCAACUUUCAAGACUCUCCCUCAUAAUCGAAGCGUCACGCCGUACGGUCUUGCAGGAUCUGCAGUAGCACCGGUGAUGCCUCGUCACGGAUACGUCACCAUUCCAAGAAGACCUCGAGCUCCCAGCUGGAGCAGUGGCCCACCGACUUCGCCCACUGAUGCAUUGGAACCCGUAUAUGAUAAUCUAGGCCUACGCACUACAGCAGACGGCAGCUCUGUGCUUUCCCUAAAUAAAAGUCCGGAGACCGGAUCUUCGGUCAGAGGAAGGCAAAUACCUGGUACACCGACUUCCCACUAUGCGACCAUGCAACGAAGCACUCCCAACAUAUUAGCCGGUAGUUCGAAUGCACUCGGUACCCUCGAUAGAUCAGCACCCGAGGGUGCUCCCGAGGCCAUUUCCGACUGGUCCAUUAAAUUGGCCGAUGAGGCUCUCGAUAUCAGCUCUAGAUCUCUCGGUUUACAACAACAAGGUAACAAUACGUUAGGUAGGAAGAUUCCACCUAGGCCCCCUCCAAAACCCAAAAAGAAAUCGACCAACGGACCUCUCUACGAAGACGAGGAUGAGGAUGGCACGGAAGUAUGAUCCUAUGAAUAUAAUGGACGAUGAGGACGUCGGGUCUUCCUACUUCUUCGUUCCCGCCACUACUACGUCGAGCCAUACUACUCUAUCGAGUCGCCGGCGAUCUCGGGAAAGAAACCAAUAGUGCCUUCAUUCGAAGAUUUUGAUGAUUCUUCUUCCGACGUGAACGCAAGUCGAUGUGGUUCUUCUUUCGGACAAAGAAACGAUGCUGCGACAUGACGAUGAUGAGAGGACGACGAUUCGUCGUUUUAUCGAACAUCGAGCUGAUGAGGGAUGAAGAUAAACGGACUAUAAUUCGCAUGGGAUGCGAUUUAUCACUCUUUCUCUCGAUACGCGUUUUCUUUUCCCUCAUUUUCUCUUCUUUUUCCUCCUUUUUCUUUUUUUCUUUGCUUUCUUUUCCAUUUAAAUCUUUUCGUUCCUUUCAUUUUCUCCUUCGCUUUUUAUCGACUCGUCCGACAAGCGAGAUUAGAACGAUUUCACGAUUUAUAUCGCGAGAUAUUGCUUCGCGAAAAAUCGUUAUGCGAUGUUAACGAUUUCGUAGAAUGAUAUUAAUUGAGAGACAAUGAGACAAGUAAGGAGUAUUUAAAAAAAAAUUGUAACUUUCUUUCUAAGAUAACCUGAAUUAUUAUUAUUUAAUCCGAUAAAUUGAAUUUAUCCUUGACUGAUUAAAGAUUAUAUUUAUUUGUUAAGACAGAGGAGAACUUUUCCAAUAUCUACGACGAUCUUCUUCUAUUUAUCGCAGUUUCUCAAUUUCCGAGAAAUCAAGCUGGUUAACGUGUCGUCGAUUUUCUCCGGUCUCUCCAAACAACUCAGGUCACUCUUUAACUUCUGUUCUUUAAUAUCGUUCAAUGUACACGUGAAACUCCGUUUCGUGAUCGACCAAGCAUUCGUGGUUUAUGGUUGUUCGACUAUAGAAGCUUUUUGUGUUGAUGAAAGGUGUUAGAUUUAUUUGACAAGAUUAAGUAAGCUAUUUCUAUUAUCGUAUCCAUUGGAACACUUUAUAUAAUUAUUUCCAACAUUUUAUUGAUAUUUCAAACUACGGAUGAAAAUAAAAUGAAGAAAGUAUAUCAUUUCGUGGAAAAAAACUUUGAACAUUUUUUCGGACAAAGUUUCUAAAGGAAUAAUAUUAUAAAAAAAAAAAAAAAUACAAAAAAAAAUACAAAAAAAUACAAAAAAAAAUACAAAAAAAAGAAGUACAUUCUUUUAUUCAUCGGUGAUUGCGAGACUUGCAACAAGUUGUAAAAAGUCGAUUCUAAAAAUUCUCUCUCUCAGGAUGAAAAAGAAAGAGCAAACAGAAGAAAGGUGAAUAGGCCCGGAAAAGAUGCUUUAAAAUAAAAUGCAGUAAAACUAUAACGAUCCUCGUGGCUCGUGGCCAAUAAAUCCAGUGUCAAAGAACGACCUUUCCGGGGAGAGUGGUUGGAAUCUGCCGUGUGAAAUACUGCCGGCAAUGCCGAACAUCGUGUUAGCGAAAAAAGCUUUUCCGUAUUGCAUUCGAUAGCUACGGAUCGCCAUCGUUUAUUUAGAAAACGCGCGAGCGCGAAAGCUGAGCGAACGAAACAGAAACGAGGAGAAAAAAAAAUCGUGUUGUACCAUUCAUAGGUCGAAAUAAAAUGGUCAAUAACAUCGUAAGUUGGAAAUAAAGAUGUAAAAGCGGACAGAUUCUAUAGCGAUAUACGAUAUUACAUGAUUGUACCUGAAUCUCGAAGAUCUCGUUUCUAUGAUGACAACAAAUUUCCAUUUUUAUCGAUCUAAAGCUGAAAAACAAACUCUCCGUGGUAUAUCUAUCUAUCAAAAAAUAUUUUCUUACUAUACGAAUUGAAGAGUAUUGGUUCUUCCUUCAAACAUGCUCGUUGAUAAUUUUUUAUAUUUCUAUCGUCAUACAUAUUUAAUUUUAUAUAAAUAUAUUUAUAUUAUAUUACGUUUGUAUUUCUCACUUGUCUCAUUCGAUCGAUUACUCAUUGCUUCUCAAUUAAUAUUAUUGUUAAAUUUUCAAAGGUUCGUACGUAUAUCAAACAAAGAAUCAUAUUUCGAAUUAUGAAACAUGAUCCUCUGUUUUCGGCAUUGUAAAAAGAAUAUUGUUAGGCUUUUAAUUGUUACAGAAUAGUCAAGCUUAAAUUCAAAACGUUAAACUAAAAGUAUAUGCGAAAAAUUUGAGCUAAUAAUAUAGCAAAGAUUAAUAAAAUAGCAAAUAAAAGUAGCAAAGAUUUUCUUUGUGUUUUUGUAUUUUUAUUCAACAGUUAGCUGAACCAGAAGCUCAAAUUAUUCGCGAAUGCUUCGUUACUUCCAAACGUAACGCAUAACGAAUGGACAAUAUAUAUAUAUUUGUUAUUUGAAAGUCUUGUUCGAUAAGUUAUUUUUUUUUUUUUUCUAAAAUUCUGGAAAUAAGCUAUUAACGAUCGAUUCUUUUUUUUCUGGAAAUAAUCUAUUAAAAUAAAUAAAUUUAUCUAACUAAUAGGAAAGGCCAAUGACAAUUAAAUUUAAUUAUCUUUUAACGUUUAUUAGAAACUCGUUAGUCCCGAAAGUUAUUUCUUUUUGGAUUCUUUUGCAUUCGGUCAUUUUACAAAAACGAAUAAUAAGAUAAAGGAUCGAACAGAAUGAAGGAUAUAGAAUUAGGUAAUUAGAUUCAAUCGAUAAAUACAGGUGCCAACUCUCAGCUCUCUUCCCAUCUAUCUCUACUUAGAAAGGAAAAGAAGGUAACAAAAGCAGAGUUCGUUAAAGUGAAAAAGAAAGAUAGGAAGGAGCAGCAUCGAUACACUAAGGGACUUCGCCGCGUAAUAUUUUCAGCGGUCUAGAAUGAGAAAAAAAAAGAAAAAAGAUAACUAGAAAGAAAAACGAAGAGAGAGAGAGAGAGAGAGAGAGAGAGAGAAAAUCGCGAGCCGUUUGUUCGUUUUUCAAGAGAGAAACCGGCCGAGCAUGCGAUCUAAUGUACAUAUAUACACAGACUGGCGAGUGAUUGUCAUUGAACAUUGUUUAUAUGUAAAUACGAGAAGCGAUGAAAUAAAAGAGGGAAGAGUAAAGAGAGGAAGGAAAUAAAAGCGGAAAGAGAGAGUGAGGGGGAGAGAGAGAGAAAAAAGAGAGAGAGAGAGAGAGAGAGGGAGGAAGAGAAAAAGCAGAAGAAAGGAUCUCAUAUACGGCCGGCGCGGUCUCGCGAGUAUAUUUUUGUAGUUUUGUAUUUUGAUGUGCUCUCUGAGCGAGAUCCCCGUGCUUGCUCACACCGAGAAAACGAUAGGACGUUCGCAGGAUGGCCGACAACGUCGACAAUGAACGUGUUUAGCGUCGUUUCGUCAAUCGAUCGACAUUUCGCGUAUGCACGAAUUACGAAUUAUAUUCAGUGGCAUUCGCGUAUAUACAUAUGCUGUACAAGUAUAUGUACAUGUUAAAUACAAGCAUAGGUAUGUCUCUCUCUCUCUCUUUUUCUCUUUAUAUAUAUAUAUAUAUAUAUAUAUAUAUAUAUAUAUAUAUAUAUAUCUGUAGAUACAGGCAUACUUAUGUAUUUAUGUAUGUAUGUAUGUAUGCGUACGUAUGUAUAUACAUCCAGCAUAGCUCGCAAUACAAAGCGUUAAAACCAUAAAUCUCGCCAUCCAAAUCGGCACACGUGUCUCGAAUCACGAGCAAUUCACUUUACUUACGCGUUGGCAUUCGUAAGUGGUUAAAUUAUUCUGCCCGUCGAUAUCGAUGCCGAAAUUUCCUAUCCGUCUGUCUGUCUGUCUGUCUGCCUGUCUGUCUGUCUGUCUGUCUAUCUGCUUGCCUGCCUGCCUGCCUGCCUGCUUGCUUGCCUGCCUGCAUACCUGCCACAUCCUUUUCCGGACAUUUCAUCUUCGCGAUAUUUCAACUAACGAGAUAGAAAACGAGAUAGAGGGAAAAGGAGAGGAAGAGAGAGAGGAUGGGAAAAAGAAAGAAUAAAAACGAGUUGGACGAUUUUUGAGUGACGGUAAAUGACGGUACUUGCAAUGGAUAAGGUUGCAAGUUCUACGACAAGAAUAAGAUUCUUUAAAUCUUACGGAUUUUAAUAUUACUUUAUAAAGCUUUAAAUCGUUUUCUUUGAUUUUAAAUCUUAAAUAAGUCAGUUUUAAGAAACUCUUACUUUUAUUAGACGAUCGAUUACUUUCAAAUAUUUAUAAAGUCGGUAAUUAUCUUUGAAAUCAUUUAAAUUUGACCGUAGACAUUUACGUUGUCUAUUUAAUCUCUAGAAAUAUCUAUUAUCACGGUGUUGAUUCAACGAUAGAUGAAUGUAAUAUAACGGGAAGGGAACUUUGUACCAUACGCGAAUAUAACUUUCUCGUCUGAUGGUCUCGAAACGUAAUAAUACACAUUUCCUUGUCGUUAAUCCGUCGUGUGUCUGGUCGUGACGCUCGUAAUCGAGCGUGUAUACGACGACGAGACGCUUGUACACGCAACUACAAUUAUUAUCGUGAGAUACCUCGUUGUAGCAAGCUACCGUGGUAUCAGAGAAUCUCUCUCAACGACACAAUUUACCAACGGACCCUUCCCGACUUCGAAUCAACAUCCUUCGUCUUUCUUUUCUUUCCAAUAUCGUCUUUUACGAUCAAUCCUUUUUUCAAUCCAAUUUGCAAUUUAUUCACCUAAAAUUGGCACUUAAGGAUAUCUUCUAUUUGUUAUUUGUUUCUUGAUAGGAUGAUCCAGGAUAGUAAAUUCGAUUCAAAAAUAAAGGACGAAAAAAUACGUCUAUUAUUAUGGGAGCGAUCGAUCGUUUUCUAAAAAAGUAUAAUAUUACGAUCAGUAUUUUUACAUUUCUAAUAAUGUCUCGGAAAUAUAAAUAUAACAGAUUAUUAAAUAAUGUAACAUUCGUAUAUUUAUUUUACGAAGAAUAUUUCUUUUCAGUAUCGUCAAUUUAUUAACGUAUUUUUUAAGAUAAAUGAUUUACCAAGUUAACUUUCCUUUCACUCAGCUCAUUAAGGAAACUCCAUCAUAAUAUAAUUAUGCUUUACCUGUCAACGUAGUUAAGAACUCAUGUUAUUUAUUGAAACUAUAAAUUGUGCACGUCAGAUACACCGAGUUCACAAUUUGUUAUCGAUAGACGCGAUUAGAGUUAACUGAGUGUUUAAAAAAAAAAAAACGCAGUCUGAAUUACCGUCCGCAAUAACCGAUCCAACUCGAUACUUAUUGUUAGACAUAUUUAAUAUUUAAUUAAUAACGGAGGAGAAAUCGUUAAUCUGUUUUUAACUAAUUAAAAAUUCAUGUUUUCAUAAUAAAACUCUGGCAUUUCAUAUAACAAAAAGGAUCCUUAAUUGAGAAAAUUUCAUUCUGUUUAAUUAAUAUAUUUAAAUGAACAUACAUGUUCAUUUUCAUUUCAAUUAGAGACGGUUUACGUUAAAAACUAUUUUAAAAGAAUUUCAAUACGAUGAUACUUUAAUUGUCCUAAUAUGACUGAUACUUCAAAAUAUACGUUAAUUGGCCAAUCAAGGACAAUCUUACAAUUAGUAUUGAAAGCUAUUAUAUGCUAAAGUACACUAUAAUAUACUUCCAUAAUCAAAAGUCGAUCCACGUUUUAUCCUUUAUUUUAAUAUCAAAUUAUUUCAUAGUUAUCAUCGUUAUAUCGAUUUUCUGCUCUAUAAAGAUCGAUGUUCCUUCACUAAAAUGUAUUAAAAAUUAAAAUAUAAUUUCUUAUAUUUUCUAAAAAAGAGAAAGGAAUUGCGUUAAUUGCGUUCCGAGAAGUUCGCAAAAAUAUUUAAUUAUAGUCCUUUAUGACGAUAACUUUAUCCAUUCGAUAAAGGAAAACGUAUCUGCCUAUACAUAGAAUUAAUGAUAAAAAUCUUACAGGCGAUUGAAACAAAUUCAAUCGGCCAAUUAAUUAAAAUAACUUAUAGAUGAAGGAACAUAUGGACGUAAAAUAAAACUAUAAUAGAGUGCGUGCGAGCGAGCAUGCGUGCGUGAGAGAGAGACAGAGAAAAGAGACUCUGUGUUUUUUCGCCAAUACACACAACACACACACACAACACACACACACAACACACAUACACACACAAACACUAAUAUACCCUGUGGAUAUAAAAAAAAAACGAUAAUUUUACCAUGAAACGUUGUACAAUAUUAGUUUUAAUCGUGUGUAAUACUUCGUAGAGCGUGUAGUUUUCUAAGUGUCUGCUCGCUGAACGAUUACGUAAAUCGUGUGUCCUAAUUGUCGUCGUUGAAACAUUGCCUAAUCAAUUCUAUUGUUGCGCUUAGAAGACGAAGGAAAAGGAAAAAAAAAAGUGAUAACGUAACGU
Messenger RNA from Vespa mandarinia (Asian giant hornet), 10355 nucleotides. It is a transcript of the gene kek5, whose product is annotated as leucine-rich repeat, immunoglobulin-like domain-containing kekkon 5 protein. NCBI's taxonomy places the organism in Eukaryota, Metazoa, Arthropoda, Insecta, Hymenoptera, Vespidae. Gene Ontology annotation, molecular function: protein binding. The record is from RefSeq and is a predicted model, not a curated record.